UUUUCUCUAUGCUUCUGGAGAACAGGGACCGGGAAUGGGAUUUUGGGGGAGGCGACGGUGGCAUUCGCGGUCACUUGAGAGGAUGGGAUUUGGGGCAUUCGCGGUCACGGUGCCGUUGUUGCUGGUUUGUCACCGCCUCACCGUCGCCAUCUGAUGAUGCAGCGGCCGCUCUGCUGAUGCAUUCUGUGGUUGCCGCCAUUGGAGUGUGCUUCGGGUUGAUGCGUGGUGGCGGGUGUGCUGCGACGUUAGUGGAGGAUCCCGCCUAUGUGGGGUCAACUGUUGUGCGUUCUUCCUGUAGGUGUUCUCCAAUGGCGUUGGCACUUCGGGGUCGUUGGGGUUGUGAGGUUGAAGAAUUUAGCCCUUUCAUGCAGGGUGAGGUUCUGUUAGAGAAGCAGAAGUGUAACGACCCUGCCGGAUCUAAGCAAGAGGGAGCUGUCAGGACCCAAGGACUACCAGCGAUGAUUAGCGCUGUUUCAAACAAGAAGAUUGGCGGGAAGCAACAGAAGCCGUCUAUCCAGGAUCCGACGCAUGACAGGCCAUCGUACCGAUUCGCUUUAAGUGAAGCCUCGGCAGCCGUUGAUCUCAGAUCGUGCGGUGAUAGUAGCCUCGAGCGUCACUGUCGCGCUUCCGGCACGAUCGCCCUCCUCUUCUUUCUUCUUUCUGCUUUACUUCUCCUCUUCUCUCUGUAAGGCUAUAUAAAGCCAUGAUCGAGCUCGUGUAGGGCAUCUUUUAUCUUUUCUAUGGUUUCCCCUUGUGCGCCGCCAGUGUUCCUUGCUGGUUUUGUAAUAUAACUCGGCCUUCGGCCUUAAAUCAGUGAGUAAAGUGGCUAG
Messenger RNA from Hordeum vulgare subsp. vulgare (domesticated barley), 830 nucleotides. RefSeq lists its product as uncharacterized. NCBI's taxonomy places the organism in Eukaryota, Viridiplantae, Streptophyta, Magnoliopsida, Poales, Poaceae. The coding region runs from base 9 to 689 and encodes 226 amino acids. The transcript is spliced from 2 exons. The record is from RefSeq and is a predicted model, not a curated record.